Molecule: messenger RNA, 1653 nt
Organism: Cylindrotheca closterium
Lineage: Eukaryota; Bacillariophyta; Bacillariophyceae; Bacillariales; Bacillariaceae
Source: the annotation of a GenBank genome assembly
AUGACUUCGUAUCACUACUUUGGAAACGAAGGAGAAACCAUUCCAAACGACGUGAAAGAAUUAAAGGUUCAUCCUCUCGUUCGACACAUUCCAGAUGAAGCUUGUCGCAAGUUCGAACAACUCACACGCGUCAAUUUCAAUGGUUCCGCUCUAACAUCAAUUGGAAAGCUAGCUUUCUAUGGAUGUACAAGUUUGCUGGAAAUCGAAAUUCUUCCAACUGUGACGAUUAUUGGAGAAGCGGCAUUUGCUGUUUGCCGCUCAUUGACAAGAGUUCGUUUUCAUGGAGAUGGAUUGUUGACUAUCAUUGGAGAGGAGGCCUUUUACGAGUGCUCGUCUUUGAUCGAAGUCAGCAUUCCCUCCAGUGUGGAGAUAAUUGGAAAGUACGCCUUUGGUACGUGCAAAUCAUUAACCAAAGUUUGUUUUCAUGGAGAUGGAUUGUUGGCUACCAUUGGAGAUGCAGCCUUUUACGAGUGCUCGUCAUUGCAGGAAGUGAAUUUCGCGGAAGCAAACUUGAAGACGAUUGGAGCAAAGACCUUCAGGAAUUGUGUCAACUUGCAAAAAAUCAAUAUUCCUUCUACUGUUGGGCUCCUUGAGUUAGCUGCAUUCAGUGACUGCAGGUCUUUGCUGGUAGUGAAGGUUCAGAAUGGCCUAAAUUAUUUGGCACCACUUGUUUUUUGCGGCUGCAAAAAUUUGCAAGCCGUUGCACUACCAGAGUCUGUAGAAGGGAUUGGCCCCGCGGCUUUUGCGCAAUGUGGGAGUUUGCUAUCCGUGGAAUUGGGGGAUAGGCCUAGAACUGUGGCGAUUGCUGACAUGGCCUUUGCGGAAUGCAAGAGUUUAGUAAACAUUUGUCUUCCUCCCUCCGCAUCGUCAACGACCACAACAAGCACUGGAGCUAUUGGCUACACCAGCUUUGAUGGCUGCACAAUGCUGGAAAAUCAGUAUGGCAGGGACGCAAACAUCUUUCCUGCUCUGCAGCGCCGCUUUGAGAACUUUCCCAUGCACAAGAAAUGUUACCACGCCUCUGUUACGACAACAGAUGAGCUAGCUCGGGAGAUUGAGUCAUCAAUGCAUUCAAAGCAAGAAGGCAGCACCCAUUUGGUGGACCCUUUUGGUUUGACACCCUUUCACGUUCUGUUGUCGGCUGCAACCUGCAGACUGGAUCUUUUGCAGGUCCUACUAGAUGCGUAUCCACCGCAUGUCCUUGGAUGGAAAGACGUGCAUGGAAACACUGCCGUUGAAUAUUUGACCCAACGAAGCUUUCAUCUGGAUGAAGACUCAAGACAGAUGCAUCGAAUGGCUCUUCAAGGAUGGAUGGUGGGUUGUAUAUCGAGUUGGAAUGGAUUGAAAGCUUGGAAAUCGGACAUGUCCGAUAAAGUGAAUGCGAUUGUGGCUGAGAACGACGUGGAACAUAGGCAAUUUUUGCUUCGAGAAGCAACGAUGAUUCUGUCGAGGUACGAACAGAUGGAAAGUACAAUGCUGUUGGAGCUGUCUUUGUGGAAAUCGGAGAUGAAAUUUGCAGCUUUUGCUUCGGUAGAUGACACAGAAAGAACAACAGUCAAAGUAAAAGACCGAGAAACACACCGCAUCCGCAGUGGUGCUUCAGUCGUCGUGCCGAAUGUGAUUGCAUUCUGUUUUGAAGCUAAUCUGACAUAA